This is a messenger RNA of Scylla paramamosain (green mud crab), 4157 nucleotides long. RefSeq lists its product as uncharacterized. The coding region runs from base 150 to 1991 and encodes 613 amino acids. The record is from RefSeq and is a predicted model, not a curated record. The transcript has 12 exons. Lineage: Eukaryota; Metazoa; Arthropoda; Malacostraca; Decapoda; Portunidae.
GGCUUCAGGUUGUGUUAAGGGGUCGUUAAGGAGGGAACGCGCGUGUGUGGGCCUGUGAACACUGAGUGAUCCUGCUCCUUCUUCCUCACCGCCUCUUACAUUCGUAGUUCCCUUGCCUGUUUCCAGUUCGUGAUUCUCAAAGAUCUGCCAUGAGGAGCCUAGGAACUCUCCUGGUGAUGAAGGUCAUAGCAGCAGUGACAGCAGCUCAUGCACCCAUCCAGCAGGCAGGGGUUCCACCUGUGCCACCUCCUGUGCAGGUCACCUCAGGUGUGGUGACAGUGGUAGGCAGUGCACGUGAGGGACGGGUCAUAGAGAUAGGGGCAGAUGGCAUCCCCAUCAUUCAUGGUGUACGUGCCCCUGAUGACCCUGAAGGCACCCCCAUAUAUAGGAAUGCCAGAAUUAUCAACAACAAGCUUUUGACGGCUGAGGAUGAAGCCCGAAUCAACCAGGUACAGGCCAGGUCAUUAGCAGCAGGCAUGGCCGCCGUGCCCCGCCAAGCCCGGGUGUUGAACCUGAGACCAAGCCAGAGUGAGGGCAGUGUCAUUCCUCCUGUCCACUACCCCAACUUCUACUCCCAACACUACCACAGCAAUGAGCGGUCUGGUGUGGUGGCUGAGGAUUCUUUUGAAGAGGACAACGCUUCUGCUUCAUCUGAGCAGGUGGUGAGCUACAGCUACCUGGCUGCACCUCAAGGCCAAAGCCACUCCAAAGAUGUGGUCUAUGGGUCUGGUGCAGCAGCCAAGCCUCCUUCCUCUGGCCACAGCUUCUCUGCCAGAUCUCCAACUCUUGGCCAGACACUUUCACUGGAAACUCAGAAAUCUGGUCAUACAGCUCCUGGCCAUGCCUCAGACCAUACUCACCUCAGCACUACACCACCUGUUAUUACUGCCUUCGAGUCCUCAAAAUUAUCUCACAUUUCCCCUUCCCCAUUAGUCCAUUCCUCAUCAUUCUCUGCACCAUCACCUUUUUUCUCCUCAUCUUUCUCACCUUCUGCUCACUCAUCAUCUCCCCCACCACCAUCACUCCCUCCUGCCUCUCCAUUUACUCAUCCUGAAGCCAUAUUUGCCAUGCACCAAACUUCUGCCACAGUUCACCCUGCUGAUCCCAGCCAAUUUAUCAUCAAGGACUCCACUUUCCAGCCCUUCCCUGGUUCCCCAACCUUCACCGUUCCCCUGCCAGUACCUCACAACCAAAUCACUGGUCAUCCUGCAACAGCCCACAUUAAACGAGAACAUCUAGUCCAGGCAGGCUCUGAGGUACAGUCUUCCUAUUCUAACUACCAGGGGAGCACUGAGCGCCCCAUCUAUCACCGGGUGAUGGACCCUCUCAGGAAGGUGGGACAGAGGAUCUAUAAGGCAGCCUCUCCAGUGUUGAAGCCCAUGAUGGAUGCAGGCCACCGUUUGUCUGAGCGGCUGCAGAUCAACAAGAGAGUGAAUGCCAUCUCAGAGAGUCUCCACCUGGAUACUAUGAACAACUACAUCAGCCGCACAGUUGACAGUGAAGCCCUGCCUGUAGUGGCAGGUGUUGGUGCCAUCACAGCUAUUGGUCUAGCAGUGUUGGCAGUUGCUGCAGCCACCAAUUCUACCACUUUUGUUGGCAAACGGUCCAUUGAGGAUGACUCAACUCUUUAUUUUCUAGACCAGUCUUCUUUGCAGCUACAUGGUGAAGGCACUGAAAGUAAGGAUAGGCUCAGGGAGCUCUUGGCUGCUCCUCUGAUGACACACGCCUUCUCCUCUUCCCCGUGGUGCUCCAAGCGAGUGAUUUGUGAUGUCAUGACUUACCUCCCAGACCACUACCUCUUUGCUUUUGAGAAGGAGCUCCAGCUGUUUCUUGACAUGCUAAAUAGUGGUAGAGAUGAAGACUAUUCCCUGAAGAAGACUGCUGAUGGCUUUCUUAAGGCUGUUAAACAGAAACAGUGUGAUCAAUAUACAUGUGGGGAUGAACAGGUGGAUUCUUCACAGAUACUGCCAGAAACAUCUGGUCCUCGCUAAGGAAAGACCACAGCUUCCAGCUAAUAUAAAUAGACAGGGCACUGGCAGCCACAGGACUGGUUGAGAGGGAGUGAGAAUCACUACCAUACAUGAGACUUUAGUGCAGUGAGAUAGAAUCAGUGACAAUAAAUGCUUAACAUGUAAAAAACAACACUAUCAACAGUUUUACUGAUAAGCACAUACAUAUUUGUUACUGAAGGUAGUGGAAGCAUAGUUGUGUACAUAUGUAAAGUAAAAAGAGUAGGAUGACAUUUGGCAGGUUAGGACGAGGUACAUUGCACUGUGGCAUAUGAUUGUCACUCUGGGUGCUUUAUGUAAUAUGAAAGUCACUCUGGGUGCUUUAUAUAAUAUGAAAGUAUGUUGUGGUGCAUAAAAUGUGAUGAUAAAGGGAGGGAUGUAUACUAGUAAUGUAUAUGAUAGAUAUGUUAUGUAAGAAUGCAAAGAUAAGAAUCAGUAAAGAAAAGUUCUCAUAAUAUGAAAGUAAUUAAUAAACAAAUAAUGAUGACACAAAGAAUACAUAUACAUUAAUACUUUCUAUGACUUCAAGGAACAUAUUUUUGUGGCAGCAAGCACUUUUGAGGACAGCCAGGAGGAGGGAGAUGCUCGUCUCUGAACUGUAUACAUUUGAUGUGUCUGUCAAGCUUAAUCACAUCUUAUCCAUGAUAAAAUUACAUAGAAUAUUUUUGGGAUCCACUGAUGAACAUGAGGCACUUAGUUCUGGAAGUCAAUAAGUGCCACUUGUAAAAAAAAUAGAAAAAUGGCAUUCAAAGUUUUAUAAUGUUCAAAAUGGUAUAUCUUGGAAACCAGCCACAUAAUUUUGAUGGAUUGUGCAUGAAAACAUUGCUGAAUGUCUUGACUAUGGAGUGAGCCCACUAAAAAUGCUAUAGCUCAUCAGUAUUUUGAAUGAUGAAGUAAUUUGAAUAUGAUUGCAUUCACUAUCAUAUUAAAAAAUCAAUAAUAAAUCAAAUAAAAAAUCAAUAAUAAUCAAGUACUUUAUAUAUUACAAUGAAACUCAUACAUAAUGCUAAAGAAUGUUGGAUAUGGCCUAUAUAUAUAUAUAUAUAUAUAUAUAUAUAUAUAUAUAUAUAUAUAUAUAUAUAUAUAUAUAUAUAUAUAUAUAUAUAUAUAAGAAAAAAAUAGAAUCUGAUAGAGAGAAUGAUAACAGGAUAAAACAGAAUAUGUGUACAAUAUAAACUGCACAAUAAUGGUAAAAAAAAAGAAUAUUACAUAAUUUUCUACUCCAAGAAACUGUAAUAUGGUGUACUUACACAAAAUUUUGUUCAUAUGGGCCCACAGACCUUGCCUUCACAACUUUACCAGAAUGAAAAUAUGUAUAUUCUUGGCCCAGAUUUCUCUGUGCAACAUUUUUCAUCCAAUUCUCAGGGUUGUGCUUCUUUGGCAUGCCAGAUGAUGUACUAGGCUGAUUGAUAUCACUCAUGCAAGCACAAAAACACUGCAUGCAAAUGAAAAAGCACAAGAUAAAAGUGUAAUCCAAGGAAGAUGUGCACAACACUCUCCAUAUGUAUUGGAGAGUGUUGCAAUGAGUACUGUGAUUGGCUGAUCAACCAGAUGCUAUCCAUCAAAUAAUGUGAUUGGCUAAGUGUGGCUGCCAUUUUUAAAAAUAGUGUCACUCAUCAACUUCCUGCUUACAGAACGUGACAGCCUCUCCUCAUCCAGCAACAAAGCACAACAAUACUUGUAGAUAAAGGGAAUUUCAACCACUUACGCACUUCCAGAGGAGUGUCCCUAUGCCUCUAAGAUAGAAGGAUGGCUGGGGAAUACAGUGGUUUGCCUAACUCAGUUUGGGCAGGGGGUGGUGCUUAUUGACUUCCUGAACUAAGCACCUCACAUCUUCUAUGUUAUUCAGGUUGUCCCUGAGUUCAUCAUGUGGUUAAUGAUGUGCCUGGGGUAAUCAUCUAGUGAAGCAUUAGGGCAUCCUUAGUGUGAAGUGUUUUAUACCAGCAAGAAUAUUGUGAACAACUUUGUCAUUCUAUAGGAAAUGCUCAAGAAUAAAGAUACAGUAAGCAGGGAACUGAUAAACAAAAUUUAUUUACUGUUAACAUUAGAAUUGUUUAUGAAAUUAUUUAGGCUUGUAUCUAAAUUAUUUUCAUUCUUGCUUGGAAGGCCAGUUGUAUGAAAUCAUUAUAAAUAUAAUUAUCAUUACUA